AUGACACACUCAGGCAUCCUCCUUGCUGUCACUCUGGCCACCCUUCUGACUGCGGGGGCUGGGGCUCCUGUCCCCAGGAAGGACCCCGCCAAGAAGCUUCUCCUCGUGUCAUUCGAUGGCUUCCGCUGGGACUAUGACCAGGAUGUGGACACCCCCAAUCUGGAUGCCAUGGCUCAAGAUGGGGUAAAAGCUCGCUACAUGACACCUGCCUUUGUCACUCUGACCAGCCCCUGCCACUUCACGCUGGUUACUGGCAAAUACGUGGAGAACCAUGGGGUGGUCCACAACAUGUUCUACAAUGUCACCAGCAAGGUAAAGCUGCCCUACUACACCACGCUCGGCAUCCAGGGUUGGUGGGACAACGGCAGUGUGCCCAUCUGGAUUACAGCCCAGAGACAGGGUUUAAAGGCCGGCUCCUUCUUCUACCCCGGCGGCAAUGUUACCUACCAAGGAGAGGCUGUGUCUCUGAGCCGGAAGGAAGGCGCUCUACACAACUACAAAGACGAGGAAGAGUGGAGGACAAAUGUGGACACCGUGAUGAGGUGGCUCACCGAGGAGGACCUGGCGCUGGUCACCCUCUACUUCGGGGAGCCAGACUCCACCGGCCACAGGUACGGCCCUGAGUCCCCAGAGAGGAAGGAGAUGGUGAAGCAGGUGGACCGGACUGUGGGCUACCUCCGCGACAGCAUCGAGCGCCACAACCUCACCGGCAGCCUCAACCUGAUCGUCACAUCCGACCACGGCAUGACCACGGUGCACAAGACGGCCACAGACUUGGUGGAGUUCCACAAGUUCCCCAACUUCACCUUCCAGGACAUCGAGUUCGAGCUCCUGGACUAUGGGCCAAAUGGGAUGCUGAUUCCCAAGGAGGGGCUGCUGGAGAAGGUGUACGGGGUGCUCAAGGAUGCCCACCCCAGGCUGCACGUCUACAAGAAGGAGGAGUUCCCCGAGUCCUUCCACUACGCCAACAACUCCAGGAUCACGCCCCUGCUCAUGUACAGCGACCUGGGCUACGUCAUCCAUGGCAGAUGGAGCGUCCAGUUCAACCGAGGUGAGCAUGGCUUUGACCACAGAGCCAUGGACAUGAAGACCAUCUUCCGGGCCGCGGGCCCCAGCUUCAAGGCAGGCCUGGAGGUGGAGCCCUUCGAGAGCAUCCAUGUGUACGAGCUCCUGUGCCAGCUGCUGGGCAUCGUGCCUGAGGCCAAUGACGGGCACCCCGACACCCUGAAGCCUAUGCUCCGAUCAGGAAGCCUGAGCCAGCCCUCCUGCUGCAGGGCCUCAUCUGAGACCGCACCCUGCAUCCGCCCAGGCCUGGCCACUCCAGUGCUGGCAACAAUCCCCCUGCCUAAAUUCAUGCUCCAGACCAACAGCCCCGCUCACUCAUCAUAGGCCCCUGAUGCAAAAUCCACCCUAGAAAUCAACGCUGUGACCCCAGCCCCCAGGACCCCAGCUGCCAGCUUCCACCUCCAGCUCCAGGCCUGGGCCGCCAGGCAGUCACCCAGCACACAGCAUGGAUGCAUAGCCAGCAAGCUCGGGCACCAACCCACAGACGCAGGACGGGUGCAGUAGCCAUCAUGGGGCCGGAUGAGGGUUCUGUCCACACCCUGCUGUGUUCCUCCCUGUCCCCCACUACCCCCUAUGCGGAAGAAACUGCUAUUGAAUGUCUGGACAAACACAGCGGAACUGAUGGUUUCCUGCUGGGAGAUCCAGCUGGCUGAAAGGCAUGGACA
Octodon degus (degu) is the source of this 1730-nucleotide messenger RNA. RefSeq names its product ectonucleotide pyrophosphatase/phosphodiesterase 7 (gene Enpp7). NCBI's taxonomy places the organism in Eukaryota, Metazoa, Chordata, Mammalia, Rodentia, Octodontidae. The transcript is spliced from 5 exons. Bases 1 to 1389 code for a protein of 462 amino acids. The record is from RefSeq and is a predicted model, not a curated record.